AUGGCACUGAAGAAGGUCAAAGGAACUCUCGAACGAGUUCUGGAUAAAAAUUUGCAGGAUCUUGUUCGAGGCAUUCGGAAUCACAAGGAAAAUGAGAGCAAGUACAUAGCAGAAUGCAUUGAUGAAAUAAAACAAGAGCUGAAACAGGAUAACCUUGCCAUCAAAGCCAAUGCAGUCAAUAAGCUAACUUAUCUUCAAAUGCUUGGCUAUGAUAUCAGCUGGGCAGCAUUUAACAUUAUAGAGGUUAUGAGCUCAACCAAGUUCACAUUCAAGAGAAUUGGUUACUUGGCGGCAUCUCAAUCAUUCCAUGAAGAAACUGAUGUUUUGAUGUUGACAACAAACAUGAUCCGGAAGGAUAUGAGCAGCCAAAACAUGUACGAUUCAGGUGUGGCCUUGAAUGGUCUGUCUUGUUUCAUCACCCCAGACCUGGCACGUGACCUGGCCAAUGACAUCAUGACCCUGAUGACUUCCUCCAGACCGUACCUGAGAAAGAAAGCAGUGCUGAUCAUGUACAAGGUGUUCUUGCAGUUUCCAGAAGCCUUGCGUCCAGCAUUCCCCAGGCUGAAGGAGAAGCUAGAGGAUCCUGACCCAGGUGUGCAGUCAGCCGCAGUGAAUGUCAUUUGUGAACUAGCUAGGAAGAACCCAAAGAAUUACUUGUCUCUGGCACCUCUAUUUUUCAAGUUGAUGACAACCUCAACAAACAACUGGGUUCUUAUAAAAAUUAUCAAACUGUUCAGCGCACUGACACCUUUAGAGCCAAGACUGGGCAAGAAGUUAAUUGAGCCUCUUACAAAUUUAAUCCACAGUACCUCUGCGAUGUCCUUACUUUAUGAGUGUAUCAACACAGUGAUUGCAGUUCUCGUUUCUAUAUCUUCAGGCAUUCCCAACCAUACAGCUUCCAUUCAGCUGUGUGUUCAGAAACUCCGCAUUCUCAUUGAGGAUUCUGAUCAAAAUUUAAAAUAUCUUGGCUUGCUGGCAAUGUCCCGCAUUUUGGCAACACAUCCAAAGUCAGUUCAAGGGCACAAGGACCUCAUACUGCAGUGUUUGGAUGACAGAGAUGAGUCCAUCCGACUCAGGGCAUUAGAUUUGCUUUAUGGCAUGGUUUCCAAGAAGAACCUGAUGGAAAUUGUCAAGAAACUGAUGGUGCACAUGGAUAAAGCUGAAGGGUCACAUUACAGAGAUGAACUUCUGUCCAAGACCAUCGAGAUCUGCAGUCAGUCUAACUACCAGUAUGUGACUAACUUUGAGUGGUAUGUAAGUAUUCUGGUGGAGCUGACAAGGAUGGAAGGCACCAAGCAUGGGAAACUGAUAGCCAACCAGAUGCUUGAUGUUGCUAUUCGUGUGCAGGCCAUUCGACACUUUGCUGUUUCACAGAUGGCGAUCCUUCUAGAAAAUUCACAUCUUUUGGCUAAUAACUCCCAGAGAAAUGGUAUUUGUGAGGUUCUGCAUGCUGCAGCCUGGAUUUGUGGAGAGUUUUCUGAACAUCUAAGCAAUCCAAAGGCUACAUUGGAAGCUAUGCUGAAGCCAAAGAUCACAUCCCUCCCAGGCCAUAUCCAGUCCAUAUUUGUACAGAACAUCUUGAAACUUUAUGGCAAGAUCCUCAAAGCUGCUGAGGCCAAAGAAGAUGACAGUCUAAAGAAAGAAGUUCAUACUUUGCUCCAGGAAAAGCUCCCUGUCUUUAUACAGAGUGGGGAUUUGGAAGUCCAAGAGAGAGCAUGCAGUAUCCUGCAGAUUGUGAAGUAUAUCAUGAAACUGGAAGAAAAGGGAGCAGCCGUGGCUGAUGAGGUGGAGAAUUUGUAUGCUGGGGAGCUCAACCCUGUUGCACCUAAAGCUCAGAAGAAGGUUCCUGUUCCUGAAGGUCUUGACCUGGACAAAUGGAUAAAUGAAGCCCCAGAUGACAGCUCUGAUGAAGAAGUUCCAGGAAAUACGUUUUUCUUAACAACGGAAGAUGAACACCGAUCGUCUUACCAACAUGGGGAUGAAUCAAGACCCACUUAUGAACCCACAGAAGAAGAGCUUGAAAAGAGAAAAGCUAUUAGAAAAACAGAAGUGGAACACAAUCCUCACUACCUGAAGGAUGAUGGCAAGGGACAUAAGCCAAGACACAAAGACGCAUUUGAUGCCAAGGAUAUUCCGGUGGCUGAAAUUGAUCUUUCGGUGCCACUACAUGUUCCAGGUUUAUCAUCAUCAGACAAGUACAUGGUGCUUCAGCAGAAGACAGAGAAGGCUCACAAAGGCAAGAAGGAGAAGGGCAAGAAGAAAAAGAAGAAAGGCAAAGGUAAAACACAGGCAGAGGAGUCAGAUGAGGAUGAGGUUGCGGCAGUACAUACAGUCAGCACAAUUGUAGAUGCUCCAGAGGGCAUGGCUGGGUCAGAUCAUGAAGAUGAUAAAAAGAGCGGUGAUGUCUACAAAGCUUUGGAUAUUAACCUGGACGA
Candidula unifasciata is the source of this 2435-nucleotide messenger RNA. NCBI's taxonomy places the organism in Eukaryota, Metazoa, Mollusca, Gastropoda, Stylommatophora, Geomitridae. The record is from the annotation of a GenBank genome assembly.